AUGUUCAAUUAUAGUUAAUAUGAGGAGGAAAUUAAUCAUCCUCAAUAUCGUACCAGAGUGAGAUAUCAGGACAAAGAGGUCAAAAGAAAUCUGAAUGGAUAACUUGAUGUGACAUGUUUUUUAAUGGCUGUAGAAAUUUAGCGUCUGAUUGCUGAAAACACAGAACUGAAAAUUACUAUCAAGCAGCAAUCUGAUAGUGGAUUAGAUAGAAUUAAUUAUGAGAUGUAAAUAAGAGAUCUAAUGGAGAAGCUACAAUAAUUACAGCAAGACAAUUAUAAAAUAGGCAGUGAUAAUGAGAGGCUGAGAAAACUCAUAAGAGACUAUGAAGUUUAAUUAUAACGAUACGAAACUUAGUUACGUGACUAUGAUCCAAAUUGGAAAAAAGAAUUAGAACAAUAAAAAAAACAGCUAGUAUAAUUGUAAAAAAAGAUAGGCGAUGAUGAUGUUGAUGAUUUGAGGUCUCAAUUAAGCAAAUUGAAAAAGAAGCUAGGGGAUUAUGAAAAACAGUUUAAUGGCAAGACUCCAGAAGAAUUAUAAAGAAUUUUAGAUGACUUACAAAGAAAGGCCAAAUAAUUAGAGGAUAUAUAAAAUAAGAUUGGAGGAAUGGAUCCUGACACCUUAGCCAAAAAACUGAAGGAAUUAGAGAAGUUGUAAAAGUCAUUUGGAGGAAGUCCAGAAGAUUUAUUAAAAGAAUUAGAAAGAUUGAAAAAAAAGGCAAAAGAUGCUGAUGAUCUCAAAAAAGAAUUAGAUAGAUAGCUAAGAGAGAAUGAUAAAUAGAAAACUGAUUUAGAUGUACUUGAUGAUUUAAGAAAAAACGCAUAAAAUUUGUAAAUGGAAAAUAGGCAAUUAAAUUAAUAAUUGAAUGAUAUGAAAAAUAAAUUAAGGGAUGCAGAUCAAUUAAGAUUAGAAAUUGAAUAAUACAAAGAGUUAUUAAAGAAGAAGGAUUAAGAAUUAGCAUAUCUUAAAAAUUAAUUAUCCGAUUCAUAACGAUAAUUAUAAGAUACUCAAAGACAAUUGUAGGAUUAAUUAAGAUAAUUGGGAGAUUUUUAGUAGAGAAUUAGAUCGGCAGAACAAGAUAAAUUAAGAUUACAGUCAGAGUUAAACAAUUGUCUAGAUGAAUUAGAUUCAGCAGAUGGGCAAAAGGAAGCUGCAUCUCAGUUAAAAGAUGAAAAUGAUAAAUUAAAUUAAGAGGUAGAUUAAUUAAAUGAUGAUAAAAACAGAUUAUCAAAUGAAAAUGAAGAACUAAGAAAUCGAUUAAGUGAUUUAAUGAGAUAAUUAUAAGAUAAAGAUAAUAAAUUAAAGGAUUUGCAAUAAGAUAUAAACAAAAAGAAUUCAGAAUUGAAGGAUUUAGGUAAUAAAUUAAAGGAAGCUAAUGAUAAAAUUGAGUGGAUUAAAAAUGAAUUCGGUUUGACGGAUGAUGACUUAGACCCUAAAAAAAGAAAACUGAAUGCCAAAAAUAUUAAGGAAAAUAUUCUUUUCUCUAAUAUCUAACCAUCUAAUUUAUUAUUGAAUCUUCUACUAUAAUCGGCUGAAAUUGAAAGAUUAGGAAUAAUAGUUGAUAAAUAUUAUAGUGAAAAUGAUUCAUUAUAGAUUUAAGUGAAGACUUACAAAUAAAAGUAUGAACAAAUUAGUCAAUAAUUGUAGCAAUAACUUAUUUUGUAAUCUUAAAUGACUCAAGGUAAUGAAAUCGAGAAAUUAAAGGAAUAUUAUGAAAAUAAAAUAGUAAUGUUGACAAUGGAAGUAAGUAGAUUAAAAAAAUAAUAAACUUAUAGUUCAUAUUAAUCAAUACCUGUGACUCAUAAUUUAUAACCUAGACCAAAUAGUUAAAAUUUUGGUGAUAUUUCAGAAACUCCUUAAAUUCAACCUAAAAGAGAAGAAGAUUUAUUGAGUUUAAUUGUAUUAAUGGGAGUAGAAAUAUAACAUCUGAGAGAUCAGAAUAGUACAUUACUUUUGUAAAAAAAUGAUAAAGAUUUGAUCAAAGGAUUAUUAACAACGAGUGGGCAUGAAAGUCAAACAAAAAAAUAAAUCAAAACGCAACUUAAUGAAUAUACAAAUAAUUAUGAAAAUAAUUCUUAAAGGGAUUCAUAUAAAGGAUUGACCAGAAAUUCAUUCUAGGAUUUCUAGAAUAGCUAUUCUUAAAUCAACACUUCAAGCUAGUAGCGAGUAAAAACUACAAAUGACUCAAGGCAGAAUGAUGCUUUCAAUUUAGACAGAAUUGCAUCAUAAUAAGUUGGCAAUGGUUCUUAAUAAUCUUAUCAAUAUUAAGCUUAAAUUCCCUAUAAAUAUGAUCAUAGUUCGUCAUUAAGUGGAAGUGGAAGCUUUUUAAAAGUUGGUAAAUUUGAAUAAUCUAAAUAUGUAAAUUGA
Molecule: messenger RNA, 2364 nt
Organism: Paramecium tetraurelia
Lineage: Eukaryota; Ciliophora; Oligohymenophorea; Peniculida; Parameciidae
Exons: 6
Source: RefSeq, a predicted model, not a curated record